Messenger RNA from Endocarpon pusillum Z07020, 309 nucleotides. RefSeq lists its product as uncharacterized. The coding region runs from base 1 to 309 and encodes 102 amino acids. The transcript has 2 exons. NCBI's taxonomy places the organism in Eukaryota, Fungi, Ascomycota, Eurotiomycetes, Verrucariales, Verrucariaceae. The record is from RefSeq and is a predicted model, not a curated record.
AUGGCCGACAGCGCAAUUGAUCAUGGAAGACGUCCGGCCUUGAUCCCCAAGGAUGCAGUUUUAGGUGCUGACGACAUAUGGUCAAUAUGUACACGAACUGGUCAUGCUAUAUUGCCGCCCCCAGAACCUUCUUCGACGCAACAAGCACAAUCCUCCCAAGAAGACUUCAUCAAGGCAGGGCUCGACGCCGCCAACCGAGGCACGAAGAGAAAAGCAUCCACCUCAAACGAUUGCGAAUUGAGGCGACUCCAAGCACUGCCUAUGUUUGAGUCACAACACCAACAAGAACUGGUGACAAAGCGAUCAUAA